Calidris pugnax (ruff) is the source of this 3548-nucleotide messenger RNA. RefSeq names its product secretion regulating guanine nucleotide exchange factor (gene SERGEF). The record is from RefSeq and is a predicted model, not a curated record. NCBI's taxonomy places the organism in Eukaryota, Metazoa, Chordata, Aves, Charadriiformes, Scolopacidae.
AUGGCGGCUCUGCCCGCGCAGCAGCGCGGCCCUCAGGGGGCGGCGGGCGGGACGCGGAGCCCAGCCUGGUGGCGGUUCACCCGGAGGCUUCCCCCCGCCGAGGGCUGUCCCGCCGGAGCCGAGCUGCGCCGUGUCUCGGGGGGCCGGAGGAGGUGGCGCGGCCACCUGCUGCCACCGCCGGGGCGAGGGGACGGGCAGGAGGAGGUGCGUGUCGCUGCGGGCCACCGCCUGGGGUUUUACCUGGUGACCAAAGCGGGUCUAAAAGUGGGUGUCUCUUUUCCGCGUGAGCACGUUGUGUUGCGGUGGUCGUGGUUGGGGGCAAACAGCUAUGGACAACUUGGUCUUGGUCAUAAAGAGGAUGUGCUGGUACCUCAGUCACUGAAAGAUGUUUCCUGCAAAUGUCAAGACAUUGAAAGCAUUACUGGAGGAGGGGGACAUACUGCAGUUAUCACUGGUGCCGGAGAACUCUUUGUCUGUGGCCAUAACAAAGAUGGGCAGUUGGGACUGAAUCACACAGAGGAUGUACCGCACUUUACUUUGUGCACUGCCUUGGCUGGCUUCUGUGUAAAACAAGUUGCUUGCGGCUGGGAUUUUACAAUCAUAUUAGUAGGACCUGGCCUGGUUCUGUCCUGUGGGUCUAACUCUUUUGGACAAUUGGGAGUUCCUCAAGUAUCAAGUUCAUACUUGAUUCCACAGAAGAUUGAGUUGCUCAAAGAGAAGGUGGUGGAUGUUGCUGCAGGACUGAGACAUGCCCUUGCUGCUACAGAGAGCGGUUUGGUGUUUCAGUGGGGAACUGGCAUGGCAUCUCGGGCAAAGCGUGCAAACCAAGGAAAAACCCUCCCCCCGUUUUUGACAGCAAAGGAGCCCUGUGAAGUAACAGGCCUGGAAGAUGUAAAGGUGAAGAGGGUUGCUGCAGGCUCCUAUCACUCGGUGUCACUCACAGAUGAAGGACACCUGUAUGUCUGGGGUAGCAACAAACAUGGGCAGCUAGUGAGCAAAGAGAUCUUUCUUGCUGAGCCCAAGAAGAUUGAGACUCACUUUUUUUCCCAUGAAAAGAUUGGAGCAGUUUGGAGUGGCUGGACCCACUUGGUGGCACAAACAGAAACUGGCAAGGUAUUCACCUGGGGCAGAGCAGACUAUGGGCAACUUGGAAGGCCCGCAGUGGUUCCCGAUGGGCAGGAGGCGUGCACAGCAUCUGAACAACACUUGGAGCUGUUGUGUAACAUUCCUAUUUCAGUGCCUUGCCUAAAUGGAGCAUCUCAGAUCGCGUGUGGCUCAGAGCACAAUCUGGCAGUAGUUGGUGGCCAGUGCUUCUCUUGGGGAUGGAACGAACAUGGGAUGUGUGGUGAUGGCACAGAAGCAAAUAUUCAUGUCCCAAAGACAGUCAAAGCUCUUGGUUACACAAAACAGACCUUGAUUGGAUGUGGAGCAGGACACUCCAUGGCUCUUUCAAACUCCACAUUAGACUCAGCGCACCAGAAAUCAUAACAUCGUGCAUGUGGAUGGAUGUCUUUGGAUUGCGUAGCUCUGAAGUGCUACAAGAGGAUUGCCCAUGAUUACACAAUAGUUGGAAAGUACAGAAGAUUUUUCUAAGACUAAAAGGAACAAUUAAAAAAUUGUUUCAUGGGUCCUUUUCACAGGAAUUGACUUUCUUACCCACAGAUAGAAUCACAAACAUUUGGCCUUAAUGCAAUGCCAUUGAAGAAAUAAUGACUUGUUCUUUGGAGAAAUCUUAAGGAAGAAACUGACUGUUUAAUCACUUAUCAUUGGGGUAUAAAUUCAGCCUGAGGAAAUGAUCUGAGAAGGUGGAGACAUAGGGACCUUCUAGUCUUUUAUUAUUGUACCUUUGCGUAAUGCUUAGCGAGCAUGUGUUACGCCUGCCAACUUCUAGUGGAGUUGUGAGCUCCCAGCAUCUCAGAAAACCUAGUUUGCAUCACAGAGAAAUGCCAGUGAACGUAAAUAGAUGCAUACACUCAUUUUAAACAGAAGACUAGGAUUUAAAAAAAAAACAACCGAGGAGAUAUAAUUUAGAAGGCUGGCAAAAGGGGAAAACGAGGCCCUUCUGAACUAGCUAUAUCUUGAUUAAACCGUGAAAACAGCAAUAUUUCUGAAUGAUUAUCUUCUGUGCCAGACAGCAGUUUAUUAGAGAUUUACAGGGAUGCAGAUCUGCGUGAAUUAUCAUUAACUUGCAAACCAAACCUGAAGUUUCUGAAGCUACUGCUUAGGGAAGAAAAACUUCUAAGAGCUUUUUGAAACAAUAGAAGAGUUCUCGUCAAAGGGAUUAAGUUAGUUGUAGCAGUUGAGGACAGUUCGACCUGAUGUGACUCCUCUAUUUCCACCUGCCUUUGAAUACAAAGACCUCAAAGUCUGAGCAGAAAGUUUUUACAGGUUCUCCAGCCUAAAGGGCAGACCAGAAUGCUCCUUAUAAUUUCAGGUUAGUUCUCACAUCUGUUUCACAGCCCAGCUGAGCUACUGUUCAGAGCAUGCCCACAGUACUUGUUCCAGGUGAGUGCACGGCAGAGAAGGUAGGCCUAACGCUUGGUAGGAGAAAUGAAAAAGUGUAUAUUAUCUUCAGAUAUUAUUAGCUGCCUAUAUUAAGCAGAAUUUUGGAAGCUAUUUUUAAGACUGUUUUUCACACAAGUACAGUGGAUGCCAUUAAACUGGAUGUUUGCCACCCACGAUAGUUACAUUUGGUGUGGUAUUUGAUGUAUUUCAAGUUCUAAAUAUAGAGAAUACUACUGUGUGGUAAAUGCACCUUUUUAUAAGACCUCAUCUUGCUAAAUAGUAGUUUAGUUUUUAAAGCAGGCUUGCCAGGGAAGAAGACUUAGAGAAUUGCAAAAUACUCAGAGAAAUAGGACAGGAAGACUUUCUAAUGAUAUAUCAGCUUACACAUUAGGGGGAAGGAAUUAAGGUAGUAAUAUGGGCUGUGAGGGCUUUUUUUCCCCUGUUGGUUUAAUAGCAGUUACAGUUCAUGGCCUAAUUUUCAAAGGCAUUUUCUUUUCCUAUUCAAUGGAUGAGAAACUUGAACUGACUAUGAAGCUGAUUAUAACAACCAUAUUACAGAUACUGAAAGAAUCUGUAAGAACCAGAUGGGUUCUGCAAAAAGUUUGGAAGUGAGACUCCUAUUGUAAAGUGAGGGGUUUUUAAUCCAUAUGUUGGUUGUAGUUCUUCAUGGCAAUAUACUGUUCUGGGCUGUGACUUCUUGCACUUUUUACUUAUCCUAGUUGCUAUUUAUUGACUCUCCUCAAUGCUGUUUUCUAGAUACCAGAGCACUGAAUGGUUUGUCAUGGUUUUUUGGCAGUUCUGGCUGAGGUUUCUGCCUUUGUUCUUCUCCAAAAUCUGUGUAUCUAAUAAAUAUGUUAUCUUGUUUCAGUAAUCAGACCCUCUAAAUGAUUCUGUUCCUUGGUUAAUCACAGCUAGUAUGUGUGCCCUGUAACAUAGGAGUUACUGUACUGAGCGUAUUUUGACUCUGCGUGCUGCUGCAGCAGUUCAUUUCAGAGGAAUCAAAAAAAUUAUGUAACAAAUAAAUGUGACUUGGUUAUUUGAAA